AUGCAAGGGCUGAGAAUCACACAAGGAGAUUUCGUUGUCGAACGAAGUGGGAAGCUUAGAGACACCUAUAGGAUUGGGUCAAAACUAGGGGAUGGGGCUUAUGGAAGCGUAAGAAAAAUCACCCAUAGAGUAACUGGAGAGGAAAGAGCAGUAAAAGUGAUCCAUAAAAAAACACUGAAAAACGACGAAGAAAGAGACGCCUUUUUCAAUGAAGUCUCAAUCUUAAGAUCACUUGACCAUCCAAAUGUGCUGAAAAUUUACGAAUUUUAUCAAGACGAUAAGAAUUACUAUUUAAUUACUGAACUUUGCACAGGUGGAGAGCUUUUUGAUAGAAUCAUCAACAGUGGUUCCUUAUCAGAAGCUGUCGCUGCCGAAUAUAUAAGGCAAGUUUUGUCUGUUAUUGCUUAUUGCCAUGAAAGAGGAGUAGUUCAUAGAGAUCUUAAGCCAGAAAAUUUGCUUUUAGACACUGCUGCACCAGAUGCAAACUUAAAAGUCAUUGAUUUCGGCACAGCACAAUUUUUCACUCAUGGAUCUGUCUUGACUGAGAAAAUUGGGACUCCUUAUUACAUUGCUCCAGAAGUCUUAAGAAAAAGAUACAACGAGAAAUGUGACGUCUGGAGUGCUGGAGUUAACCUUUAUAUCUUUUUAGCUGGAUACCCUCCAUUUGGAGGCAAUACUGAUGAGGCUAUAAUGAGAAAAAUAGCUGUUGGGAAAUUCAGCUUCCCAUCUCCAGAGUGGGACUCUAUUAGUUUUGAAGCCAAAGAUUUGAUUACCAAAAUGCUUACAUUUGAUAUUGAGCAGCGUGUUUCGGCCAGACAAGCACUUGAGCAUCCUUGGAUGCACAAUGCAAGCAGAGUUCCAAUUAACCCAGAAGCAACGAGAUCAAUAUUUACAAACCUCCAAAGUUUCAGGACUGAAAGAUCACUUCAAAAAGCCACUUUUGCAUUUAUUGCUUCUCAGCUUUCGACUAAAGAAGAAAGAGAAGAAAUGCUUGAAGUUUUUAAAUCGCUAGAUCGCGAUAAUAGUGGAACAUUAUCGAGAGCAGAACUUGUUGAAGGUUAUCAACGAUUAUAUGGAUAUGCAGUUGAGGAUGUUGAUAGUGAGGUUGACCGAAUUAUGAGGCAGGUUGACACAGAUCAGUCUGGAGAGAUCGAUUAUACAGAAUUUAUAGCAGCCACUAUUCAGACUAAUAGAUUGUUAUCAAGAGAUAGACUGGAGGCCGCUUUUAGAGCUUUUGAUUUGGAUGGAAGUGGAAGCAUCUCAGCUGAAGAAUUAAAAACAAUGCUAGGGAGGCAUAAAAAUUAUAGCGAUUCAGUGUGGCAAGGAAUUAUUAAUGAAGUAGAUCAAAAUGGAGAUGGAGUGAUUGACUUCAGAGAGUUCACUGAAAUGAUGCUUACUCCCCCCCCUCGAAGCUCGACCAAGAUUUUUGGUCGAACUUCGAAGGGGGUUAAGAAAAAUUUUUUUAAAAAAAUUUAAAUAGAAUUUUUUUUUAUAUAAUUUAGUAGUUAAAAAAAAAAAAAUAUUUAUCGUAUUCUUCUGUAUGGUUGAGAGGGUGUAAGGGUGAGAAAAAAUAGUGCAAGAUGGUUUUGUAACGCUUUUUUAGAGAACUUGAAUACAACAAAAAUCGCAAGCUCACCCCCACAUAGUUUUAAAAAUUUUUGAAAAAUUGCUUAUUUUCCUAGUAAAUUUAUAUAGGUCUUGGUCGAACUUUGAGGGGGGUUAAUUUUCCAAAAAAAUAGGAAUUUUCCCUAUAUCUUGGUCGAACUUCGAGAGGGGGAGUUAGACGCAAUUAA
Molecule: messenger RNA, 1793 nt
Organism: Blepharisma stoltei
Lineage: Eukaryota; Ciliophora; Heterotrichea; Heterotrichida; Blepharismidae
Source: the annotation of a GenBank genome assembly